GUCUGCUGGUGCUGGGAGUGUCAGGGAGGAGGACGAGGAAGCCCUAACAGUGUUUACUUAAAGGGGCAGUUAGAGUGAAAACCACUGCGUAACACAAGGAAGGGUAAUUGAAGGUGGUCUAUCAUGGAGGAGUCUGUUAUAAAGCUGUUAGAAACCGGUAAUGACCAAGAUGUGGUGCGGCUGUUGAAGGAGUUUAUAAGGAAGUAUGAGAAACAGUUCACUCCUGUGGGGCUGGAACCACACUGCUGUGACCGUCUAUGGGAUGUCAUCAUGGGGCGCUUAAGUGACACUGGGGCCAGCACCACUCACCAGACUUGUCUCUCGGCCAUAAGAAUUCUGAGUCGAGACAAGUCAUCUCUACAUAGGGUUAUUGACAGUGACAGAUUGGCUGUCAUUGUUCGCCUGGCCGGCCUUGUCCCAGAAGAGGAGGCCCUAGAGCGUCUGAACCAGCAAAUCAAUUAUGACGUUGUGAUAGAAGCCCAGAAGUGCUUAAGUAACCUGGUGUACAACAGCAGCUCCAUUCAGAGGAUGUGCUGCAUCAAUAGCUGUGUCCCGGGACUGAUGUGCCGCCUGAAGACGUUUAGGGACCCAGAAUUGCCACACAUUGUCAAGUACUUUGACAUGCGACUUCUGUUCCUGUUGACUGCGUUCUGUGGAGAUAUCAGACCACAGUUGAGAUCUGAAUACCAUGGCCUCACCUACUUAAUUGAGAUCCUGGACUUGUCGCUGAAAACUGCCCAGGAAGAAAGUGAAAUACAUUCAAUCAAUGGAUACAUACCGUGCCCAGUACUUUUUAAUGAGGAGCAAGCAGAGUUAGUGAAUGAAGUUUUAAAGGUUCUUUACAACCUGGUCCUCCACAUUGAUAAGAACAGUCCAGAUGAGGAAGAGGACAGUCACUGCCUGCGUUUGAUCAGCAUUCUACGCUCCCUACUGCUGGCUUCUUGCCGCUGUCCAGAGAAAACUGAUUCUCUGCACAGCAACACGGUUAAUUUGCUACUGCUAAUGCCACCGAAUAUGUAUGAAGAGCUGCUGUUGAGUAUGCCCCAGGCAAGCAGCGGUGGUCCCACAUCACCACCUAUCCCAGCUGUGGUCACUACACAGCCAACUGCCGGAGCCACAGCUAUGGUUGAGGCUGCCUGCUUCACUAAUGUGCAUGAUCACAUACAGCUACAUGAGCGCUCCUGCGAGUAUGAUGGGAAGGACAUGACAGCUGUUAUCAAACUCUUAGAUUUUCUAGAUUCGAGAUUAAAAGCUCCUGGUCAGUCAUCCAACAAGUCUCUCAUGCCAAUCUUGACCCUCAUGGUGGAGGUGGUGCAGGCCAACCGCACUAUCCGUAAAUUUGUCCGUCUGCGUGUCUUACCCCCGCUGAGGGAUGUGAGCAAAAGACCUGAGGAAGGGCACACAGUAAGGAACAAACUAUGCACCCUCAUGACCUCGCCUCUUCAUGAUCUGAAGCACUUGUCGGCCAACUUUCUCUUCAUACUCUGCAAGGAAAGUGUUGACCGUCUAAUUAAGUACACUGGAUAUGGGAAUGCUGCUGGACUCCUCGCCUCCCGAGGACUGAUGCUCGGUGGAAAUAAACCAUCGGGUUCUUACUCUCCUGACUCUGAGGAUUCGGACACUGAGGAGUAUGAGAGAGUGAGGGAAAUGGUCAACCCAGUAACUGGUCGGUACGAGCCACCUCGGCCUUCACCACUGGAGGGGAUGACUGAAGAACAAAAGGAACAUGAAGCCAUGAAGUUAGUGAAUGUGCUGGACAAACUCACCAGAAACAAUAUAAUCCAGCCAUGCCGUAUUGGUGAUGAUGGGAAACCACACCCAGUGGAGAGCGUCAUGGAGCUUCAAGAAGGUAUGGGUAUUAUGCACCCCCCGGACCACAACAAUGAUGACUCUGACUAGUCACGCUGCCUUCACACUCCUUGAUAGAACAGUGACGUUAGUCUAUAAUUUUAUAUGCGUCGAUUCAAGUCAGUACUGUGUUCAUUAUUUUGCAGUUUUCAUGACAAAACUCCUGACGGGAUGUGUAUCUGUGAGCCAAUGAUGAGAUCAGUGAUGUCUGUUUCUUUCAAUACCUAUAAGAAUUAAGGCAUUGUUUGAGUAUGCUUUUGUUUCCAAUAGGAGAGUUAUAAUGGCUAGGUUAUAUAAAUGAGCUGUCAGCAUUCUUUUAUUUAUGAUAAUUAUGUUCAGUGAGCACACUUUCUGACAUUGGGAGACAAGAUAAUAAUCAUCAUCAAAUACAGUAUAUAUUUUGUUUCUCCUAAAUCCAUUUUCACAUUUUACUUAAAAGUUAUAAUUUCAAGAGUAGAGGAUAGCACUCAAAUAACUCUCAAAUUCAUAUUUCAUACUGUUGUCUUAUUCUCGUGUAAUACAGUGUGUCAGUGACAUUGACAAAAGAUAAAAACUCAUGUGCUUUACAAUCUCAUCUUGGUUAUGUGAAGAUCUUUAAGCAUAUGUUUGUAUUGAGUUCAUAUAUUAUUUUGUUUGCUUUUUGAAAAAAUUGUGUUUGUUCUGCCAAUCACUAUUGUCUGCUGUAAGGACUGAGUGGGUUCUAUUGGUAUUUGGUAUAGUAUUGAGCUAGUUACAAUUAUUCCAGAACCAGAACAAUUAGAGUUUGGUAAGACUUAAAUGAGAAACAGUUAGUUGAUUAUACUAGUGAUAUUUGGUAUAAUAUUGAACAUGUUAGACACUGUACAGAUUAUAUGAGAACAAGAGGUUAGAGGAUUAUGUGAUACUUGGUACAAUAAUGAGUUGAUUAAGGUUAUACUGUAUAAGAAUAAGAAAAGUUUAUACAUCUUAAGUAAGAAAUACAGAUUAUAGAGACAAGCUAAAGGUUGGUUGUGGUUGAGAGAAAGGCACAUUAACCCUCUCGGCCUCCGAGCCUGAGAUACAUACGUGCAUGAAAACUUACGCUCAGCCUCGGAGGUUUAUGCUAAAAAAUCGUUGAAAAAAAAUUGGGGAGGGGGGGGGGAGGGCUCAUUUCACUGCCAUGGAAUUGUUUUAUUAAUUGUAAUGGGGUCUUUUCUAGCUUAAAAUUGUCUGAAAAUUUGUAUGAAACCACAACAAAAUUGAAAAUUCUUGAAAUUUAAGCCACCUUUUUCGAGUAUAAGUUGAAAAGGGAGGAAAUGUUUAGUAACAUCUCGAUUUCUAUUCACAUUUUGCUUGUACAGUGGUCCCUCCACUAACGAGCAGUUCAAUUUAUCAGAUUUCGGUUAAUGAAUUAGCUCCCAUAAGGAUUUUCAUUUCUAUUAACGAGUACAGUACAACUUCUUUUAACGACAGCCUUACGAGAAACACACUUUGGUGUGUGCAUCAGCUGAUCUGCUAGUCCGCCAAUACAGUAAUUGGGUCUUUAUUUGCAUUUGUUUCCAGUGGUGUAAAUAUCGAGAAAGUUGUGCUCUUGAAUAUGUUUGCAUUUUUUAUAUUAAAAUUAUUGGUCAUUCUGAAAUUUAGUUAACAUAUUGAUAAUAUAUACAAUACUGGGUCCAGCUUUUGUGCGCCCAUUAGCUGAUCGAAUCACCCACCAACGCUUCUCAGUUUAACUUUGUUUACAGUGAAGUGAACAUCGAGUUUGUUGGUCUCUUGAAUAUUUUUGCAAUUUUACUUUAAAAUUAUUGGUCAUUC
Messenger RNA from Homarus americanus (American lobster), 3621 nucleotides. RefSeq names its product synembryn-A-like (gene ric8a). The record is from RefSeq and is a predicted model, not a curated record. Gene Ontology annotation, cellular component: cytoplasm. Gene Ontology annotation, biological process: G protein-coupled receptor signaling pathway. Gene Ontology annotation, molecular function: guanyl-nucleotide exchange factor activity; G-protein alpha-subunit binding. The transcript has 11 exons. The coding region runs from base 124 to 1899 and encodes 591 amino acids. NCBI's taxonomy places the organism in Eukaryota, Metazoa, Arthropoda, Malacostraca, Decapoda, Nephropidae.